Acanthosepion pharaonis is the source of this 477-nucleotide messenger RNA. NCBI's taxonomy places the organism in Eukaryota, Metazoa, Mollusca, Cephalopoda, Sepiida, Sepiidae. The record is from the annotation of a GenBank genome assembly.
AUGUCUUUUAUCGAGCCAUGGUCUCAGCCUGAUACUAUCAAGCAGCAACCUGGACCGCUCGGAUGGCGGAGCGGGAAAUGGGAGAAUAGUGACAACCCCAAUAUUCUCAUGGGAAACUGGGUAGAAAACUCUUUCGAUACCGAACGUCAAAGGUUACCGCCUCUAUUACCUAAUCAGCUGUCCAACUACUUCCGAACAACAUAUGCUACGGAUUAUAACAAGAAAAGUCAACUGAUCCCAGCUGAGUUGCGUAUGUGGAAAGAUCUUUACCCACGAGCAUUUCCUGGGCACCAACCCGAACUGGAUCCACAUUAUUUUCGAACAUAUGGACAAAAAGUGUUGACGACCUCGCAGGAUUCCUACCGCAAUCCUAAAGAAUUUGUCAAUUGGUCCACAAAUCUAUUGAAUUUUGGCCCUGCCGGUUGGAGACCGCGAUCCUUACAGCCCUUGAGUAAUGUAAACUAUCAAAGAUCCUAA